AUGCUGAGUAAAAGCUGCAGAAUCCUCCGUCGAUGCUUUCAAACCGAUGUAGAUGUGAUAGUUAUCGGUGGAGGACACGCUGGUUGCGAAAGUGCCGCUGCAUCGGCGCGAUGUGGAUCUCGAACUAUUUUAGUGACUCAAAACAAGAAGACAAUAGGUGAAAUGAGUUGUAAUCCGAGUUUCGGAGGAAUUGGGAAAGGCCAUUUAAUCCGCGAAGUUGAUGCUCUGGAUGGUUUAUGCGGGCGAAUCUGUGAUAAAUCAGCUAUCACUUAUCAGGCACUUAACAGAGCACAAGGACCGGCUGUACUAGGAUUGAGAGCGCAAAUCGAUCGCAAAUUGUACAAAAAACAUAUGCAAAAUGAGAUAUUUUCGACGGAAAAGCUGGAAGUUUUAGAGGGAGAAGUGGCGGAGUUGCUGGUGAAAAAUGACCGAGUUGUUGGUGUGAAAAUGGCGAAUGAAACUGUUAUAAGCACAAAAUGCGUCGUCAUCACCACUGGAACAUUCCUCCGAGCUCAGAUUUACCAAGGAAUGAGCGUAUGGCCAGCUGGACGCAUCGGAGAGAAAAGUUCUGAUAAGCUAUCAGAAAGUUUUCUAAAAUUGGGAUUCGAGCUAGGACGGUUACGAACUGGAACGCCGCCUCGUCUAAUGAAGGAUUCGAUUGAUUUUUCAAAAUUCGAAAAGGUGGAACCUGACAAAAAACCGAUUCCAUUUUCAUUUUUAACCGAUGACAUCUGGAUAAAAUACCAGGAUCAACUACCCACAUAUCUAGGCCAUACAAAUGAGGAAACGUGUCGAAUCGGGCAGGAGAAUAUGCACGAAAAUUGGCAGGUGGCAUCAGAAACGACGUCGCCGAGAUACUGCCCAUCGUUCGAAUCCAAACUGCUCCGCUUCCCGAAUCUCAAGCAUCGUCUAUUUUUGGAGCACGAAGGUCUGGAUUCCCCUCACAUCUACCCUCAAGGAAUGUCGAUGACGUUCAAACCCGAAGUCCAACUUCAAAUCUUCCGAGCCAUUCCAGGACUAGAAAACGUCGAAAUCUUCCAGCCUGGCUACGGAGUACAGUACGAUUUUGUGAAUCCGAAGCAGUUGAAGAAGUCGCUGGAGACGCAGAGAGUGGAGGGAAUGUUCCUAGCUGGACAGAUCAACGGAACAACUGGAUACGAGGAGGCGGCGGCUCAGGGGGUGAUUGCUGGAAUCAAUGCGUCUGCGAGAGCUAGAAAAGAGCCAGCUAUGGAAAUCUCUAGGACAGAGGCAUACAUCGGAGUGUUGAUUGAUGAUCUAACCAGUCUGGGAACCAAUGAACCCUAUCGAAUGUUGACAUCUCGAGCGGAAUUUCGGCUUCACCUACGUCCAGACAAUGCAGAUAUCCGGCUGACAGAAAUCGGAAGACGUCACGGAGCAAUUGGAGAUACCAGAUGGAACAAAUUCUCAAGAACCAGAAAAUCUCUAGAUGACCUGACCCAGAAAACUGAAGAUUUAAAAAUGAGCAUGGUGAAGUGGAAGAGAAAGAUUCCGAAGCUAACGGCGAGGAAUGACGGAAAAGUGUUGUCGGCGUUCGAACUGGUGCAUCGAUAUGAUUUGGGAAAGGAGGACCUAGAGAUGUUGUUUGAAGACGUGGACGAAGAGAUUCUGGAGAGGUUGAAGAUCGAGGGACGGUAUCGGAUGGAGCACGAGAGGAUGAAGGCGAAGAAACAAGAAAUCGAUCGCGAGUCGGCUACAGUAAUCCCCGACAACAUUGACUUCUCAACGAUGCGUGGAAUGAGUCUGGAGUGCAUUGAGAAGUUGGAACGGGCGCGGCCAAGGAAUCUGGCGGCCGCCACGAGGAUCUCUGGAAUCACACCGGAAGCCAUUGUGGUGCUGAUGAGAUAUUUAAAGAGCCCCAGUCAAAUUGCUCAGAAUAAUUGCUCAGUAUAA
This is a messenger RNA of Caenorhabditis briggsae, 1911 nucleotides long. The transcript has 5 exons. The record is from RefSeq and is a predicted model, not a curated record. Bases 1 to 1911 code for a protein of 636 amino acids. Gene Ontology annotation, biological process: tRNA wobble uridine modification; tRNA methylation. NCBI's taxonomy places the organism in Eukaryota, Metazoa, Nematoda, Chromadorea, Rhabditida, Rhabditidae. Gene Ontology annotation, cellular component: cytosol. Gene Ontology annotation, molecular function: flavin adenine dinucleotide binding.